Molecule: messenger RNA, 264 nt
Organism: Colletotrichum tamarilloi
Lineage: Eukaryota; Fungi; Ascomycota; Sordariomycetes; Glomerellales; Glomerellaceae
Exons: 3
Coding region: 1-264 (87 amino acids)
Source: RefSeq, a predicted model, not a curated record
AUGUCCGAACUCUCUCCAGGGUACAAAGACACAUAUGUUCACCAUGAAGAAAUGCCACUUUCACGACGGGUACUGCACUUCUGUGCCCAGGAAGUGGUAUGGGUUUGCCGGGAGAAAGACCCACAAUCUCUGUGGUAUCGGACAGUAAAUGAAAACUCAAGGCUUCGACUCAGUAAGGAGCAGAACAAGAUGGCUGCCCUAUCUGGGCUGGCGAAACAAAUGCAAUCUUUACGGCCCCCCGAGAAUCGACACCAGAUUGAAUGA